CCCAUUCCAUAGCUUGUGUGGUAUCAGGAAUCUUCUGGUUCACACGGCUUGGUGUUCGUUCCGCGGAGUCGGCGGCGUCACUCGUUAUAUGAUAUGUUAUCCAUACAACGAUGUUGCCCCAGUGUUGUUCAUUAAUUUUGUAAUAUGUAGCGUGACCGUAACACGAUAGUUUGAACAAUUGAUAUUUAACUUGAACAAUGAGACUACUAACUUACUGUACCACCUAUUUAAAGCAUGUACUUCAUUACACAUAAACUUACUACUUCAUUACACAUAUACUUACUACAAACUUUAAUUCUUUUUUUUUUUAAUAAAAAUUUUUUCAUUUAAACUUUAUACUGCUAAUUAGAACAGAUGGCUGCACUAUGAUUAGUGGUGUUGUCUAUAUUUUAUAUAUAAACCCCUACUUAACGUUUGCUCUAUUUAAUACAUAUCACAACAUAAUUAAAUAUAUUUAAUUCUAUUUUGUGAAAAAUCCUGUAUAACUGCUAAAAAUCGAUAAAAAAGGUAUACAUAAAAAAGGGAAAAUAACAAAGCCAAUUAAUACCCAUGUAUUUGAAUACCAUACCAUACCCAUGUAUUUUAAUACCGUAUAUAUAAAUCACUUCGAUAUGUAACUCUCGAAACUCAGAAGUUACUUUCAAUAUCUUAUUGAUAAUAACAGUCAAGGAUUUAUAUAGUUGUAAUGUACAAAAUAGUUUAAAUAAUAAUAAUAAUUUGUCUAUUAUUUCAAAAUAUUAUUUUUAAGAUUUAGUGAAGGUCACACUAAUAUAACUACUGCAUUAUCAUAGUUAAUUCUUAUUUAUCAAAAUAAAUGGAGCAAUUUAAGUCAGCUCUUAAAUCAUUAUCGUUUGUUUUACAGCAGUAUUAUAACGUUCACAAACGGUAAGCAGACGACAUUUAUAAUAUGAAAAUUGAAAUAUUAACUGUGUUAUUUACUCUAGCAUGUGUACACCAAGUAAAAUCGGCACGAAUAUUAGGAGUGUUUCCAAUACCAUCACUUAGCCAUCAAGUCGUUUUCCGUAAGAUUACGCAGGAACUCCAUAAACGAGGACAUGAACUGACAGUGUUAACACCAGACCCAGCUUACCCCAAAGGAAAGGCACCCGCAAAUUAUACCGAAAUAGAUUUUCACGAUGUAUCAUACAAAUUAUUUAGAUCUAAUAUUCACUCAAAUUAUAAAAUUGAAGGUUUAACAUUCACCUACGACAUGCUUCGUAAUAUGAAUCCCCUCUUUAUGAAGGUCAUUGAGUAUCAUUUUCAAUCCAAAGAAGUCCAGGAAAUCGUAGCUAAUAAUAAAUAUGAUCUGAUAUUGUUAGAAUCUAUUGUUCUCUCGGGAUUGAUAUACUCACACAUAUUCAAGGCUCCAGUGAUAUUAGUGAGUUCAUUCGGAGGUUAUAUAAAUGAACAUAAAAUAAUGGGGACACCGACUGCACCUAUUUUGUAUCCAUUGCCUCUGCGAAAUAAGAUUUACAAUCUUAAUUUUUUUGAAAAGAUCAGAGAAAUAUACAGACAUUAUUCAAACGAAUAUGCGGAAUAUUUGAAUGACCUUGACAAUGAUAAAUUAUUGAAAGAGAGAUUUGGUUCCCAAACUCCAACUAUAAAUGAAUUGAGUGAUAAUAUUCAUAUGCUCUUUUUAAAUGUUCACACCAUUUGGGCCGAUCAUAAGCCCAGCACUCCGAAUAUUGUCUAUAUGGGUGGUAUACACCAAGUACCACAGAAAGAUUUACCGAAGGACCUUGAGACAUUCCUCAAUUCUUCUAAACACGGAGUCAUAUAUGUAAGCUUUGGGACAAAUGCUUUGUCAUAUAUGAUUCCGUCAGAUAAAAUAGAAAAUGUGGUAAAAGUUCUAUCAAAACUUCCCUACGAUGUGUUAUGGAAAUGGGAUGGAGAGGAAUUGCCGGGAAAGACAGACAAUAUUAGGUUAUCCAAAUGGUUUCCACAAUCUGAUCUAUUGAGACAUCCUAAUAUUAAACUUUUUAUAACACAAGCUGGACUGCAAUCUACUGAUGAAGCUAUAACUGGUGGGGUACCGUUAGUUGCCAUACCAAUGUUUGGCGAUCAAUGGUACAAUGCUGAAAAAUUUGAAAAAUUCGGUAUUGGUAUUCAACUAGACAUUACAAGCUUUACAGAGGAAGAACUGCAUAAUGCUGUAAUUAACGUCAUAAAUAAUGAAAGCUACCGGAACAGCGUUUUUAAACUUCGUGAAAUAAUUCUUGAUCAACCAAUGAGUUCUAUAGAACGUGCAAUGUGGUGGACAGAAUAUGUAUUAAGACACAGAGAAAAGAAUCAUUUUCGUACUCUAGCUAGUAACUUAUCAUACAUGGAUUACUUCGAUGUAAAGUUUUGGAUGACUAUUUUUGCAAUAAUUGGUAUCUUUUUAACGUUAUUUGUGGUAACGAUUGCUUAUGUUAUUAAGUUACUGAAUAAAAUGUGGAUUUAUAAUAAGGUUAAAACACACUAAUCACUCAUACGAUAUUGUUUUCAGUUAUUUAUAUCUUAAAAUAUGAAGAACGUAACGAGUUAAAUUAAAUGUAAUAGGAUUUUUUUUUAAUUUUAAGUUCUGUUAAACCUUUUCCUGUUAAAUUUUCUUUGAAUAUAAAGGUUAUCAGUUAUUUGGUUUAUAACAGCCUUAAUUUCCCAGAUCAAUACAUAAUGCUAAUUAGUGAGAAGUGAAAGGUGACUCUUUGUGUGCAGUUAAUUGGUUCAAUAUAAAUUAAUAGUAAUAAUAGUGCUUAAUAACACUCAUGUUGUAUUUAAUUCUAAUAAUUUAAGAUGUUUUUCUAAUUUUAUUAAUGAAACUGAUUGUAUCUUAUGAAGUUAUGACAUAUUUGUAUUAAGAACUCAAACACGCUUUGAUAAUAAGGGUAAUUUCACAAUUUAUGAUGCAGACAAUUUGUAUCUUAUAUUAUUACAAUAUAGUUCGAACAUUCGAUGUUUUUAAUCACUUUGUGUUGCCAUACAUUCAACAUCUACAAUUGUGACAAAUGUUAUCUAUUUUAUAAACGACUUCAAAAAGGAGGAGGCUUCUGAAUUCGACCGUAUAUAUUCUUUAAUAAGUUUGUUCGCGGAUAAAUUUGUCAUUUACGAACCAAUUUUGAUGAUUUUUUUUAUUGGAAAGUAGAUAUUUCAAAGGUGGUCCCAUGAUAAGAAAGCCGGGGUCUGAUAAUGGCAGAUCAGAGAAAUAGAGGGAAACUUUUAAAAAUUGUAGGGGCAACUGGUAUGUUUGUAAGUUUUUUCAUUAAGUGUUCUCAUUAAGCACUACCAUUUGAUGAAGGUCUCGGGUAGAUCUGAGAAUGAGUGACAGUCGAGGGAACUCUUCAACGAUUAAUAGCAGAUGCUUUGUAUUUCAGCUUCAUUAAUUUGUAUUCAAAAGAACUUUAUAGAUAGAUAGACGGUGACUGUCAUUAGGGGUCUGAUGAUGAAGACGAAGGAUAGUGGAGAGAACUCCUUAAUUAUUUACAGUAGUUACCUUUUGUUUAGACUUAAUUCAUUUAUAUCGAUGAGAACUUUGCACUUAAGUGGAUUAUAAUAAAGAUCUGCAGUAUACCUGAUGAUGGAGACCAUUUCUCGGUCUACUAAAAAGCGGCUUCAAGCAGUGAACUAAAAAGCAAAAAAUAAAUUUACUUCGUACAAAGCAAUAAA
Danaus plexippus (monarch butterfly) is the source of this 3645-nucleotide messenger RNA. Its product is annotated as UDP-glycosyltransferase UGT5-like. Gene Ontology annotation, molecular function: UDP-glycosyltransferase activity. The record is from RefSeq and is a predicted model, not a curated record. Bases 908 to 2464 code for a protein of 518 amino acids. NCBI's taxonomy places the organism in Eukaryota, Metazoa, Arthropoda, Insecta, Lepidoptera, Nymphalidae. The transcript has 4 exons.